Molecule: messenger RNA, 1962 nt
Organism: Trichoplusia ni (cabbage looper)
Lineage: Eukaryota; Metazoa; Arthropoda; Insecta; Lepidoptera; Noctuidae
Product: FK506-binding protein 5-like
Exons: 3
Coding region: 222-1859 (545 amino acids)
Source: RefSeq, a predicted model, not a curated record
AGCGCCGGUUGUUUUGAUGUCACUGAUAACCAGAAAUAGUUGUUCUGUUAUUUUGACAUUAUGACUGUAUAAUAUACUCGUCUUUGUGAAAUAUCAAUUAAGCAAUUUUAAAAAUUAAUUUUGUAAUCACAGUGAAACAUACACGAUUGAAUAAAGCUUUAGUGAUCUUCAAACUCCUUGACGAACAAUUUUACGCCUUUGAACCUUUUAAAUACGUGAAAAUGUUAGAAACCGAAGAAGUUGAUGAUGAUUUUUUUACACCAGUAGCUGGCACAUCUCUAGCAAAUAUAUUUGGAAAUACUACAAAAAAUAUUGAAGAGCCAGUAAAUGACACUUUAAAAUAUAUACCUCCAAAGCCACAAAAUAUUCCACCAAAACCUAAGCCAGAACAAAUGAAAACUACAGAUGUUAUAUUUGCUUGUAGUCUCUUUGGACAUGAGUGGUCAAACAAUGUAUACACUGCAAGAGGCCAAUUAGGAUUUGCCAUCGUCAAAAUUCAUAAAACUGGAGACCAUAACAUUAUCCUAUAUGACUCUAAUAAGACAACCUUAUCCUGUGCCACAAUUUCACCUAAUUUGACAGUAACAAUUAGAAACCUUGCCUAUAUAUCAUAUUAUGAUAAUCUCAGAAGGUACUGGAGUAUAUAUGGCACUGAAGACAAAAUAACAAAAGUAGCUGAACAUUUAAUGAACUUAGGACUGACUAUUAAACAUACAGCCAAUGAAAAUCAAGGGCCCCCUAAUCCCAGUAACAUGGAACCAAAAACAAAUAUGACAUCUGAACUCUCUAAGACUGAUAAAGAAAGUGACACAGAUUCUUCAGUAAACAGAAAGACUAAGGCUUCUAUCUUGAAUAGAAUGGCUAAUAUGGGUCACUCAGUGCUUCCAACUCGCGCCCAACAUUCAGAAGUAACAAGUGACUCAUCAGAUACUAUGGAUACAGAAAUUCAACCAAAAACUGUCAGACACAAACCAGUAAAAUCGGUUUUGAAAAAAUCUACUGCAGAUAGUAUAAUAUCACAGUCACAGCAAUCAUCUGAUUCACCUGAUUUAGUGGUUCUUCCCAAAACUGAGCCCAUUGAUAAGGUUUCAGUUUAUACUUCUCAUAGCAGUCAAUUAUUACCUGUAGCAAAUUCAAGCAUAUUUACAUGUCCCAGUAAUGAGUUUGGUAUGUUCAUAUCAGAACAAAGAAUAAGUAAUAGUGAGUUAAGAAUAAAUAUGAAUAGGAUAAAUGAUAAAGUAGAUUCUGUACUCAAUAAAAUGAGUAACUUAGAACAAGGAGGAAACACAAGUGCCCAAACUGAUAUACUUAUGAAACUGCUUGCAGAAUAUGAACAUAAAAUAAAGAUUUAUGAAGACUUAUUAAAAUCAAGAAAUGAUAAGCUAAGCAUAGAUAACAUUUUAGCCACAACAGCUAUAUCAAAAAAUGAUAAGGAGAUAGAAUUAUUAAAAAACAAAAUAUCUGAUCUAGAAAAGUUUAAUGAGGACAAAUGUAUACAAGUAUCAAAUCUUCAAAAAGAACUUCAACUUUUGCAAAACAAGUGUGACACAGAAAAGAUUGCCCAAACAAAGGAAAAACAUGAGUUAUGUAAAAAAAUAUCAUGUUUCGAUUCUAUUGUGAAUGCCAAGGAUGUUGAGAUAGCAGACUUAAAUAAGAAAUACCAAAGUGUAUCAGAAGAUACAAAAUCAGUCAAUGAUCAAAAUAUUGGAGAUAAAGUCAAAAAUAUUAUGAAUGAUACAUUCCAAACAAUAUCAGUUAAUUUUGAUGACAAUCAAAAUUACUCUGGUGAUUCCGUAAAGAAAAUUGUUGCAGCUGUUAUAAAGAAGAUAACUAUUCAAACUUUAAAUGACUUAAAAUAAAAACAUAUCCUGUAACUAAUGGAUGACUAAACGAAUAUAUUAAUUUUAAAAUGUAUUAAUAAAAUGAGUGUAACUAUUAUUUUGAUAAUAAAGCAUGCAAAAG